Gymnogyps californianus (California condor) is the source of this 2510-nucleotide messenger RNA. It is a transcript of the gene MYB, whose product is annotated as MYB proto-oncogene, transcription factor. Gene Ontology annotation, biological process: regulation of DNA-templated transcription. The transcript is spliced from 16 exons. The record is from RefSeq and is a predicted model, not a curated record. Bases 27 to 2318 code for a protein of 763 amino acids. Gene Ontology annotation, cellular component: nucleus. Gene Ontology annotation, molecular function: DNA-binding transcription factor activity, RNA polymerase II-specific; RNA polymerase II cis-regulatory region sequence-specific DNA binding. NCBI's taxonomy places the organism in Eukaryota, Metazoa, Chordata, Aves, Accipitriformes, Cathartidae.
CUCCUCCCCCAGCGGCCGGUGCGAGGAUGGCCCGGAGACCCCGGCACAGUAUAUAUAGUAGUGAUGAUGAUGAAGAAGAUGUUGAGAUGUAUGAUCACGAUUAUGAUGGUCUGCUUCCUAAGACUGGAAAACGUCACUUAGGAAAAACCAGGUGGACCCGCGAAGAGGAUGAGAAACUGAAGAAGCUUGUGGAGCAGAAUGGCACAGAAGACUGGAAAGUCAUUGCCAGUUUCCUUCCUAAUCGGACAGAUGUUCAGUGCCAGCACCGAUGGCAGAAGGUACUAAACCCAGAACUUAUUAAAGGUCCGUGGACUAAAGAGGAGGAUCAAAGGGUAAUAGAACUUGUGCAGAAGUACGGUCCAAAGCGCUGGUCUGUCAUUGCUAAGCAUUUGAAGGGAAGGAUUGGAAAACAGUGCAGGGAGCGGUGGCACAACCAUUUGAAUCCAGAAGUGAAGAAAACCUCCUGGACAGAAGAGGAAGAUAGAAUUAUUUACCAGGCACACAAGAGGCUGGGAAACAGAUGGGCAGAAAUUGCAAAGUUGCUGCCUGGACGAACUGAUAAUGCUAUCAAGAACCACUGGAAUUCCACCAUGCGCCGAAAGGUUGAGCAGGAGGGCUACCUGCAGGAGUCCUCCAAAGCCUGUCACUCCUCAGCAGCCGUUGGCUUUCAGAAGAGCAACCACUUGAUGGCCUUUGCUCACAACCCACCUUCUGCACAGCUGCCAGUAGCCGGCCAGCCCCCGCUGAGCAGUGACUACCCCUACUACCACAUCUCUGAGCCACAAAAUGUCCCUGGUCAGAUCCCAUAUCCAGUAGCACUGCAUGUAAAUAUUGUCAAUGUUCCUCAGCCAGCUGCUGCAGCUAUUCAGAGACACUAUAAUGAUGAAGACCCUGAGAAAGAAAAACGAAUAAAGGAAUUAGAGUUGCUACUAAUGUCGACUGAGAAUGAACUGAAAGGGCAGCAGGCAUUACCAACACAGAACCACACAUCAAACUACCCUGGCUGGCACAGCACCACGAUUGCUGACAGUACCAGGACCAGUGGUGACAAUGCACCUGUUUCCUGUUUGGGGGAACAUCACCACUGUACUCCAUCUCCACCGGUGGAUCACGGUUGCUUACCUGAGGAAAGUGCAUCCCCUGCGCGGUGCAUGAUUGUUCACCAGAGCAACAUCCUGGAUAAUGUUAAGAAUCUCUUAGAAUUUGCAGAAACACUCCAGUUAAUAGACUCCGAUCCUUCAUCAUGGGGUGAUCUCAGCAGUUUUGAAUUCUUUGAAGACACAGACACUUCGGCUAGCAAAGCUCCCUCAGGCAAAGUCGCACAGCUUCAGCAAAGAGGGGCGAGUGCUUGUAGACCUCAAGGACACCCCAUCACAAACUUGCGCAAAAUCAUGUCGAGUCAGGGCUCUCCUGGCUCACCAAAGUCCUUAUCUGCCUCACAGGGCAGCGCGGCUCCGUGGGUCCUUCUUCGCAAAAGGAGAGGGCACUCCAGCCCCUUAGCCAGUGGCCACGGUAGCACCCUGGUCCUAGCUGACGUCAGCAGCUCAACUCCUCCUAAGCGCUCCCCUGUCAAAAGCCUGCCCUUCUCUCCCUCGCAGUUCUUAAACACCUCAUCCAAUCACGAAAACCUGAACCUGGACAACUCUGCGCUAACUUCCACACCGGUGUGUGGCCAUAAGAUGGCUGUUACCACGCCGUUCCACCGGGACCAGAAUUUCAAAGCUCAGAAGGAAAAUCAUGUUUUCAGAACUCCAGCAAUCAAGAGGUCGAUAUUAGAAAGCUCUCCAAGAACACCCACUCCAUUCAAAAGCGCACUUGCAGCUCAGGAAAUCAAAUAUGGUCCUUUGAAGAUGCUGCCUCAAACUCCGACUCAUCUUGUAGAAGAUCUGCAGGACGUUAUCAAACAGGAGUCGGAGGAAUCUGCAAUAGUGGCUGGGCUACAUGAAAGUGGACCCCCUUUGCUGAAGAAAAUCAAACAAGAGGUGGAGUCUCCAACAGAUAAAGCUGGAAAUUUUUUUUGCUCGAAUCACUGGGAAGGAGAAAACCUGAACACUCAGCUCUUUACACAUGCAUCUACUAUGGAAGAUGUGCCAAAUCUUCUUACCAGCUCCAUUUUAAAGAUGCCUGUGUCUGAAGAGGAUGGUAGUUUUCACAAAACAUUUGCAGUACCUAGGAACAGGCCACUAGCUAGUCCUCUGCAGCAUCUGAACAACGCCUGGGAGUCAGCGUCCUGCGGGAAGAUCGAGGAUCAGAUGGCCCUGACGGAUCAGGCGCGCAAGUACAUGGCCGCCUUCCCCACCCGGACUCUGGUGAUGUGAAAGGGUCGACGGACAGAGAAGCAUUAUGGUUUUGAGAACACUUCACCUCCACUGGGAAAUUCCUGUUCCUCUGCAUGAAAACUUUUCAUGAAUGGGAGAAGAGCCUAUCUUUGUUGUGGUACAACAGUUGGGAGCAGCACAAAGUGCAUUUAGUCACUCAGCAUAUAUAUUCUUGUUGGAUUUCACCCAACU